AUGAGGGCCGGCCGUGGUCGUGGCCGUGGCAUCGGCGCGCAGCCGUCAAAUGAAAACCAGAAUCCGCGGAGGAAUGAGCCUCGGCAGCCGGGCGCUAGCGGCGGCGGUGCAGCGGCAAGCGGACGGGGCAUUUACUCUGCGGUGAAAUUCGUGUACGAGUAUGAAACUGUUCGCGGGGGCGGAUAUGACACAGGCGACCUUGACGAGGCGAGGGGUUCGGAGCAGAGGGACGUACGGGGGAGGGGUGAGGAGGAGAAAGGAGGAGUUGGAGAGGGACGAGCAGCGCAGGGAGCACGCGGCGGUGCGGAGUGGCGUGGGAGGAAGGCGCGUGGCGUGUGGUUGAGGCUGGCGUGCGGAUCCUCGCGAGCUCAAGGUCGGGGGGACGGGAAAGGUCCUACUGGUGGCGGUGGUGCUGGUGUGCAUGCAGGAGCAGGCGGGCACAGAGGCCUUGGGUACGGGUCUCACAGGGCAGAGGUAUCGAGUGGUGCCGGGACGAGCGAGGGCGCAGCGAGGACGUUCAGGCCGGGCGGAGUGCUGCGAGGGGACGGCGAGGGUGGGGAGCAGGAGGAGAAAAAGGAGCACGCAGGGGUUGGGGACGACGGAACGGACGGGGGGGAUGCCAAUGAGAGGGGGGUACAAGGGACGGAGGGGGACGAGGCGAUGGUGGUGGAAGAGAAAGUGCAGGGCGGCAAAGGAGGAGGUGAUGGGACGACGGCUGUAUCAAGUGGCUCACAGGUAGGAGGAAGCAGCAGCGGCGCGGAGAGGGAGACAGCUGUGCUGGGGGCAGCAGUGGAAGCAGAGAAGGGCAGGGCGGUGACGGUGCUGCCUGUUUUCUUCGACAGGGGAGGCUCUUCCACUAGUAGCCACGCACCGGCUCAGCCGGGCUUGGAUGCAAGGGGUUCUGCUGCUGCUGCUGCUGCUGCUGCUGCUGGCCCCGUGAGCCUGUCUAAGCAUGCAGAUGCUGGGUCAGGUGCUGCACCAGGUGGUGCUGUAGGAGCGUGCGAGGGGCUGCCUGUGGUGGAAGAGAGGGGGGGGCUCCUACCUGUUUUGGAUGACAGGCAAAAGCGCUUGCCGCUGUCCGUAGGAGCAGUGGAAGCAGCGGAAGUGACGUGUCCUGCAGACGUGGCAGUGCGGUUUGAGAGGCUCCACAUGGGCGUGGAGGCCAUAGGGGCAGACGGGGUGGGUGAGGGGGCGGAGGGAGGGGCGGAGGGCGAGGAGAAGGAGCGGCGAGACAGCAGAGGAGUGCAACAAGGAAGAAGAGGCCAAGGGGGCUCACCAGGCCAGGGAGGCCUAGGGGGUCUAGUGGGUCAGGCGGGUCAAGGGGGUCAAGGGAGUGUAGGACAGCAGUGGGGUGAGGGAGGUUGGCAGCGAGGCAGGGGAAGGGGGCGUGGGGGCAGAGGAAGAGGCAGGGGCGGUGGAGGGAGGAGGGGCAGGGGAGACGAGCAACAAGUGGAGGUGGGGAGCGGGCAGUGGGCGUGGGGCCGGGGCCAGGGCGGAAUGCUGGAUGGGGGGGUGGAGGACGUGGGGUAUGUGACUGUUGGCGGUGUGACUGUAUCGACAGGUAGAGGUGUGGGUUGGCGUGGGGGGUAUGAAGGGCAGGGGUAUGGGGAUGGAGGGAGGCAGGGGCGUGGAAGGGUUGGGGGUGGGGCGAGGGGUAGGGGGAGGGGGAGGGGUGGGGAAAGAGGUGGGGGAAGGAGAGGUGGGAUGGGAGGAGAGGGAGAGAGUGAGGAGGAUGGUGACAGUGGGGAAGAGAGUGAGGAGGGCAGCGAUAGUAGCAUCGAUGCUGACGUGGCACUGGACUUUAUGGGUAACCUUGUGGAUGAUAGUGAUGAUGCGAGCAUGGGGGAGGGCGAGGCGGACGAUACGGAUGAGGAAGCGGAUAAGGGUGAGGAGGUGGUGGUAAUGGAGGGAAGGGUGGCAGAGGAGGAAAAGGUGGAGGAGGAAAAGGUGGAGGAGAAACAAGUGGAGGAGGAACAAGUGGAGGAGGAACAAGUGGAGGUCGAGGAGGAGGCGGCAAAGGAAGAAGUGGGGGAGGAAGAGGCAGAGGAGGUAUUCAAUGAGGAGGAGGAGGGCGAGGAGGGCGAGGAUGAGGAGGUGGAAGAGGGGAACGGGGAAGAAGCAGAUGCAGUGGUGGGCGAGGGCGAGAGUGAGAGCGACGGCGAGGGCGAAGAAGGCGGAGUGUGGUACGAGGAGGAGCGGCACACUGGGCUGGGGUACUGCGCUGGUGCCUCCGCGCCCUCUCCCGAGGAGUUCUGGAACCACCUCAAACGUGUCAGGGGCUUGAAACAGGGGGGCCAGGCGGGCGACAGAGGAGGAUCGAGGGCAGGCGGGGCGGCAGGGCAGGGCGAAAUGAGGAAGGGCAGUGAAGCAGGGGGCCUGGAUGCUGGGGUGCAUGGGGAGGAGGCGGAAGGUGCAGGCGCGGAGGAGGAUGCAGACAAGGGGGAUCGGAAGGGCGAAGGGGAGGAGGAAGAAGAGACCCCGACACGCGGCAGAGGGCGGGCAGCGAGGGGAGUGGGAGCAGGGAGAGGAGGGGGGGCGGGGAGAGGAGGAGUGGCAGGGAGAGGGAGGGCAGGGCAAGCAGGAGCAGGAAAGGGGGGAGCUGGGGAAGGAGAAGGAGCAGGAGCAGGGGGUGCGGAGGGCAGUAGCGGCAGGGGAGGGAUGGGGCGCGGGUCAAAGAAGGCUGCAAGGAAGGCAAAGAGGGCCCUGGCGAAGCAAACCAAGAAGGCGGCAAAAGCGGCGGGCAGCAAGAAGGGGCGCAGGAAGCAGGCGAGGGAGCUGAAGCGCAUGCAGCGAGCUGUGGGAUUCAGCCCCGAUGCUGCUGACGUGGACCUCAUGCACCUCAACCAGGGCAUGCAGCAGGUGGCGGUGGGCCGUGUGGACGUCUUUGCGUCGCCUCCAUUGACACAGCACCAGUUCUCCAUGGUACAAGGCAUGGCGCGCUCAUAUCGCCUGACCACCACGGUGCAGCAGAGUGGCAAGAGAAAGAUGCUGCUCUUUCGGUCUGGGCGGCACACAGCAGUGCCACAGGGAGAUGACAUGACUCGAUUGGAAGAGAUUCUCGGGCGCUUCAACCUUGCAAGAGCCGCUGCCGCAGAGUGUGGUGAUGCGAGCAGCAGGCCGGGGCAGCGGGGGGUGAGGAGGAAGGGUGGGGACUACAGAGAGCGGCGGCUGGCUCAGUACAUGGAUGACAUGGAUGUGGAGCGAGGAAUCGCUGAGAUGGAGGAGAUGAUGCUCAUGAUGGGUGAUGAUGAUGACAGUGAUGAGAACGAGGAUGAGGAGGAGUCGGAGGAGGAGGAGGAGGAGGAGGAGGAGGAGGAGGAGGAUGAAGAUGAUGAGAGUGGGGAGGAGGAUAGCGAAGAGAGUGAAGAGAGUGAUGGGAGCGAGGAGGAUGGGGAGAUUGAUGGGAGUGCUGAGAGUGAGGAGGGUGGGGAGGGUGAGGGAAGCAGUGAGGAGGAAGAUGCGUUUCUGGAGUUGGAGGAGGAGGAGUGGCUUGUGCCGGACGGGGGCGACCAGGAGGUGACUGAGGUGAGCGUGACUGUACAGAACGUGCAGCAGUCAGGCUCAGAAGCAGAGGAGGUUUUGGGGGUUCUGAUGAGUGAGGAAGGUGCAGAAACGGGUGUGGGUGCGUCCUCUGGUGCGAGCCCUACAGGCAGUGUGGCGGGUGUCACAACAAACGCAGCGGAUGCUGCCGCUGCAGCCAGUGUAGGGGCCUCUGUUGCCUUGCAGGGACAGGUCGCUGGUGUGGCCAUUGGUCAGGAGAGAAGGACUCUUCAGAGCAAAGGUGGGGCAAAGAGUGGCAGGCAGGGUAACGGAGAGGCAAGAGGAGGCCGACGAGGGCAAGGUGGCAGCGGUAGCAGAGGGAGGAGAGAAAGGGGAGGAAGGGAAGAAGGUAGGGUUGACAGGAGCAGUGUGGGUGGCUGUGGUGUGGCAGCGGAUUUUGCAAGUUUUGAGGCGCACACGAGGGGGUUUGGGUCGCGCAUGAUGGCACAAAUGGGUUUCCGCAUUGGCUCUGGCCUUGGGAAGGACAAGCAGGGCAUUUCCGAGCCUGUGCAAGCUGAACUACGACCCAAGGCCGCUAUUCGUCUCCCCGUCACUCGACCGGCAAAUCGCAGCCCGUAUUCGAGCCGUGACGUACACAUUCAGGAUGACGAUGACGAUGACGAUGACGAUGACAGCGACGGAGCAGAGCACCCGAGUCAGGAAUCUCCUCUGCCGGAAGCCGAAGAGAGCGAGAUUGACAGUGUGGAUGAGGAGGAUGACCCAGGGGACUCGGAGCAGUUGGACGGCGCUGCGCCGAUUAACCGCACCAACGCCGACCCCGGACACGCGGACGACGAGUCAGAGGACGGGGAAAGCGGAAAUUCCCCAUCGCCUCCGUCUGCGCCUUCGCCUCCGCCAGUGGACCUGGCGGAGCAGCUGCGCCUGCCCGAGUCGUGCAUCCUGCGCCGCUCCCUAUCCCGCACCGACCACACCGCCGCCAUUGUCACUCUGCUGCUCCUCCCGCGCUAUCAGCCCACCUUCCCCAGAAGCUUCCUGGCGCAGGUCGACUCACGGAUGAGGCGGCACGAGAUACACCUGGAUGCCAGGCUGUACGGGGAGUACUCGCUUGUGGCCCUCACUCAGCUGCUGCCGCCCCUUGCGCCUCCCUCCCUGCCCACGCCGUCGCCACCGCCCGUUCCGGCCCCACCAGCCCCAGGCAACAGCGGCAGCAGCAGCGGUGGCGGUGGUGGUGGUGGCUACACCACCAGCAAUGCCAGUGCAGAGCCAGAGGUGCUGAUCAAGGGCAAGGGGUCAAGCAGCGACCUGCAGCACCCAAUCCAUCCUGCACAUUCGGAUGAGGAUGGGGAUGCCUAUGCAAAUUGCUGUCUCGCGUCAAGCACAGCUGGAUUCACGGCAGGGGCAGCAGGGGCGUACAGUAAGAUGGGUGCACGCGAUGACGGAGCGGACACAAGGGCAGAGCCUGGAGACGAGUGUGUGCGUGCUGCUGUAUCCGCGGCUGCACUGCCCGCUGCAGGGCUGGGUUGCGGGCGGGGCAGCGAGGGCAACAGCGAUGGGGGAGUUGCAGGGGGCAGCGGAAAGGGAGGAUUGGGUGGGCUGUCCGGGGUGAGGGAGUUCUCCCUCCAAGAAAUGGCUCUCGCCACCAACAACUUCCACGAGUCGUCAGUCCUGGGCGAGGGCGGCUUCGGGCGAGUCUACCGCGGCAACAUACCCCCCCAACCGCACUCCACCUCCUCCUCCCCCCCUGCUGCUCCUAUCGAAGUGGCAAUAAAGAGGAUGGACCGGGGCGGGCGGCAGGGCGACAGGGAGUUCCUAGUGGAGGUGGAAGUUCUGUCACGCUUGCACCACCGCCACUUAGUUAAGCUUCUCGGCUACUGUGUAGCACCGGGCGAGCACAUGCUGUGCUACGAGCUGCUGCCGAACGGCAGUCUGCACUCGUGGCUGCACGGGCCGCACUCCCACCACGCCUUCCUCGACUGGCCCGCGCGGGUCAGCAUAGCAGUGGGCGCGGCGAGGGGGCUGGCGUAUCUACACGAGGGGUCGCAGCCAGCGGUGAUUCACCGCGACUUAAAGCCGUCCAACAUCCUGCUGGAUGCGCGCAUGAGCCCCAAGCUCGCUGACUUUGGGCUCGCCAAGGCGGCGCCGCAGGGGGCGGAUGAGCACGUGUCCACCCGCGUCAUGGGCACCUUUGGGUACGUGGCGCCGGAGUACGCAAUGACGGGGCAUCUGAUGGUGCCCAGCGACGUGUACAGCUUCGGGGUGGUGCUGCUGGAGCUGCUGUCGGGCCGCAAGGCCGUUGACACCUCGAGGCCACUCGGCCAGGAAAGCCUCGUGCUCUGGGUGAGUCAUGCCGGUGCACUGUGUGCUCUGGUCCUGCCGGUGCACUUCCUGCCGGUGCACUGUGUGCUCUGGGCGCGUCCACUGCUCUCAAAGCCCUCCCGCUACGGCCACCUGCUGGACCCGCGCCUGCUCGCCUGCCCUUCACCGCCCCCUCCUGCUGCGCUGCACACUGUCGCCACACUCGCCAAUGCCUGCGUCCACAGCGACCCCGCCGCCCGCCCCUCCAUGAGCACUGUCGUCGAGCUGCUGCGCCGCGCACAACAGACAAGCAACGCCGACCAGAAGCAACCGUCCUUUGCGUCUCUGCUGUCACUGGAUACACUGUGCAUGGCAUCGCCUUGUGUGCAAGAGCAGGGCGGCUCCCUCAUGCCACCUGAUUCCAACCCCGAUUCCUCCUUGGGACCCCACAGCCCCAGGUCACUCGCAGCAGGAGCAGCAGAGACAGCAGACGAGAUCAAUCUGCUGCCAGCAGUCGGCGCAGCAAUGGGAAUGGCAACCCCUCUGUUGCCAGAAGUAGGAGCAGCCGAAGCAGCAGAAAUAGCGGAACCAGAGCGUGUCUCCUCCCGCCUGCUGGGUCUCAGCUUCCGCCUCGAGCUCACUGUGACUUGGGGAGGAGACAGCACAGAGACACAGGAACAAUGCUGGAUGGAGCAGUGA
Molecule: messenger RNA, 6495 nt
Organism: Closterium sp. NIES-65
Lineage: Eukaryota; Viridiplantae; Streptophyta; Zygnematophyceae; Desmidiales; Closteriaceae
Source: the annotation of a GenBank genome assembly